GCAUGCGCGGAGGCUCGGUCCCGCCCGCCCGCUUCCGCUCCUCGCCGGCUGCCUCCGGGUCGCGGCCGGCCUGCGGAGGGGCGGCGGUGGCGGCGGCUCCAUCGCCCUUCUCCCGCUGCCGCUCGGCACCGCUGAGGCCUCUCCCGGGGGUUUAAGUUCAUUUUUACCGUACAAGCUCCUCGCUGCCAUAAUGAGGCUAGUCAUUCUUGAAGAUUACGAUCAGGCAAGUGAAUGGGCAGCAAAAUACAUCUGCAAUCGUAUUAUCCAAUUCAAGCCCAGUCAAGGAAGAUAUUUCACGCUUGGUCUACCAACAGGGAGUACACCCCUGGGAUGCUACAAAAAGCUGAUAGAAUAUCACAAGAAUGGAGAUCUUUCUUUCAAAUAUGUAAAGACGUUCAACAUGGACGAAUAUGUAGGGCUUCCCAGAAAUCAUCCAGAGAGCUAUCAUUCGUAUAUGUGGAAUAACUUCUUUAAGCAUAUUGACAUAGACCCAAAUAAUGCUCAUAUCCUUGAUGGGAAUGCUCCAGACUUACAGGCAGAAUGUGAUGCAUUUGAAAAGAAAAUUGAAGAAGCAGGGGGGAUCGAUCUGUUUGUUGGAGGCAUUGGUCCAGAUGGCCACAUUGCAUUCAAUGAACCCGGAUCAAGUUUGUCUUCAAGAACAAGAUUAAAGACUUUAGCAAUGGACACCAUUUUGGCAAAUGCUAAGUACUUUGAUGGAGACUUAUCUAAAGUACCAACUAUGGCGCUAACAGUUGGUGUGGGUACAGUGAUGGAUGCUAGAGAAGUGAUGAUUCUUAUAACAGGUGCACAUAAGGCUUUUGCAUUGUACAAAGCGAUUGAAGAAGGUGUUAAUCACAUGUGGACAGUUUCUGCUUUCCAGCAGCACCCUCGUACUAUCUUUGUGUGUGAUGAAGAUGCUACUUUAGAACUAAGAGUUAAAACUGUGAAGUACUUUAAAGGUUUAAUGCAUGUGCACAAUAAACUUGUGGACCCACUGUACAGUAUGAAAGAAAACUGAAAGAAGAAUUGAAGAAGAACUCCAUGUGGGUCAACAGCAACAGUUUUAGGUAGCAGAUGAGUUCACUGCUAUGCAAUAUGUUGAAAACUGUUUAAAAUGGGGAAUCCAUGUACUGUAUUUUUUAAAAGGUCCAAUAUCUGUACAUUCACAUUCCAUCUCUAUUUGCUAUGUCAUGCAUUUUGCUUUAACAUUUGGAACUCCGUUGUUGGCUGUUACAAUAACUAAAUGGAACAGAACAAACCUGUGGGAGACUGCAUGUUACAUUUGGGGGUGGGGGUGUGGGGGGGCGCAGAGCACUUAUUUUAGCACAGCAAUGUAAUGCAUCUGUUAGAGAAAAUACUUUAUUUCUAAGAAUUUGUAACUUUGGCUCCAUUAGUGCAACUACACUUUGCAUUUGUGUUUAUAGGCAGAAUGGUUUUGGCCUUUGUUAAAUACUAUGGACUUGUAAUAGCUGUACAAUUUCUACUAUGAAAUGUUUUGUUUACAUGUAUCUAAUGCACACUGAGCUUUUGCACUUGGUUGCCUUAAAUUUAUCUUAUACAAACAGUUUUGGGGCAUCUCAAGUCCUGCUGUACAAUUCAGGCAAAUAAAAAAAAACAGUGCCUAUAAAUGCACCCAAUUGUUGAAAGUGUCAUAGCUUAUUCCAGUUUCAAACAUUAAACUUCUGUCAUAGCACUUUCUCCUCUCACGUAUUUCAACUUAACGUAGGAUUUUUCAAUUUUUCAUAAUUGAGCUUUAUCCAUAAGGAAAAAUCUAAGUGUUCCUUUCUGGAGGUACAUGUUUAACCGUAUCAGCUGUUACCAUUAACUGCCUGCAAAGAGGUUAAUUUCUAGGAACAUAAUGUCUACUAGUUUAAAUUAUCAUGUAUUAAAAUCAUUGUUAACCACUGUAAUAAUUACCUCUCAUUGUAUCACUAUAAAUAUUGAACUGCUACAAGGAAUGUUAUUUCCUACUUUGAAAAAGUAAAAUGUAAAUAUAAAGCUA
Molecule: messenger RNA, 2002 nt
Organism: Anas platyrhynchos (mallard)
Lineage: Eukaryota; Metazoa; Chordata; Aves; Anseriformes; Anatidae
Source: RefSeq, a predicted model, not a curated record